AUGUUCUCUCUUCGUUCAAGCCUUUCCGGAAUCUUCUGUCUACUAUGGAUUAUGUCUACACUUGUUCAAGCCACGGUUAUUCGAAUGACACACAAUUUUAAUGAUCCUAUGAUACCUAAAGAAUACAAGAUCGAGUUUAAUAAAAACGAGUCUAUCGCCGUUGGAAAUUAUAUGGUCCAGUCCCUGCACGAUGAAUUCACGUAUGCCAUACUUAACCUUGAAAAUGUCUCUGCUGAUGAGAACUUUCACGGAAGCAUUUUGGAAGUUAGAAAUUUGACAGCGGAAUCUUGCCAAGCUCUCGUUGAAUCUGUGGAAAAGCAAUCUUACGUGAAGGCCGUAUAUCCAGAAAUUACCCCGGAAAAAGACUAA
This is a messenger RNA of Phycomyces blakesleeanus NRRL 1555(-), 369 nucleotides long. RefSeq lists its product as hypothetical. The transcript has a single exon. The coding region runs from base 1 to 369 and encodes 122 amino acids. NCBI's taxonomy places the organism in Eukaryota, Fungi, Mucoromycota, Mucoromycetes, Mucorales, Phycomycetaceae. The record is from RefSeq and is a predicted model, not a curated record.